This is a messenger RNA of Closterium sp. NIES-65, 6987 nucleotides long. The record is from the annotation of a GenBank genome assembly. Lineage: Eukaryota; Viridiplantae; Streptophyta; Zygnematophyceae; Desmidiales; Closteriaceae.
AUGCCUCAUCGCUCGCGGAUUCCGGAUCCCGCGGCGGCCGUUUCACUUGCGCAUGGAGAUGCGCUGACGUCGCUUCUCGAUCUGACGGCUGCCGUCGUCAUUGCCGCCAGAGGCGCUAAGAUUCUCUCUGCUAGCAUGGGAGCGUGCGAGCUGCUGCAGCAGGAGCCGGGGUCACUAGAGAACCGAUCCAUGCUGGAGCUGCUCCAUUUGAACGAUCAGCCGCUCUUCAUGGACACGCUGGUUAAGUGCGCGCGCUUAGCUCCCUCCAGCAGCACAGCUCCGUCGGUCCGCCCGUGCAGUGCACACGCCGCCACAGGAAUCAGUCAGCCGAACUAUAGGCAGCAUUCUCCUGGGAAUACACCGCCAUGGGUUACAGUACCCGCUACAACCCCUGCCACAACUCCUGCCACAACCCCUGCGGCAACUCCUGGAGUAACCCCCUUUCACCCGCCGCACCAGGAGUCGCACGGUUGUUUUUCAGGCGCUUCUUCUUCGCACGCUGCCCGGCGCGGGUUUUCUACUGCUGGGGCUGCUGUUUCGGGCAGCGGCGGAAGGUUUUUCCGCGGGCAGCACCAGCUGCACGUGCGGCUGAGGGUGGAUGAGGAAGCAGAAGGGGAGGACCCUCAGACUGAGCAGCAGUUUGUGUGGGUGCGCGCACGGAUGCUGCCUGUAGUGGCAAGGAGACAAGGCGUAGGAGAACCCAGGAGAGAUGCAAGGGGAAGGGAGUCCGAAGGAACGACGGCUGUAGCAGCUGCAGCGGCUGUAGCGGCCGCAGCUGCAGCCGCUGCAGCCACCCGCAAGCCCCAGCCCGCGCCUGUGACUAUAGAGAAGCGGAAAGGACCCAUGACCUUGCCUACUCUCCCCCGGUGGCGCUCUAACGAGGAUCUUAUAGAGGAGGGAGAUCCGUUAGAAGACAGGCAGUUACUGGAUCAGCUUCCAACGAGGAUAGAGGAGAUUAAAGCGCGUUUGGAGAGUGGAGAGGGUUUGGAGGAAGAGGUGCCUAGGGUUGGAGCAGGGGAGAGGAGGCGGCAAGGGGAUUUGGGGAAGUGGCAGGGAGGGAGAGGAGGUAGAGGGAACCGGGGGCAAGGACGGGGUGAAUGGGUGAGUGCUGAGGCGAAGGGUGGGCAGUUGUUGGGGCAGGAGAAGGGGCGAAGCAGUGAUAGGGAGAAGAAGAGGAAAGAGGGGAGCAUGGGAGACAGGGAGAAGGGAGAGGGAGACCGGGAGGAGCAGCAGAGUAUGAGUGGUGGGUGUAACAGCGCUGCUGCUGCGGAGGAAAUUGGCAGUGGGGCAGGUCAAAUUGGUGGUUUGAACAAUGAAAGCAGUGAGAGGGAGGCGUUAUCUGGGGAAGGUGGUCUGGUAACCUAUGGGUUGCAUCUGAGGAGGGCACUGGAAGGGGAAGAGGAAGCAGAAGGGGAUGUGACUGUAGCGGAUGAGAUAAUGGAGGGGGGAUUGGGAGACUUGGGAGGGAGGGGGAGGAGCCUUGGAGCUGGGCCAUUCUUAGCGGCAGCAACAGAAGGGAGAGGUAGAGGGAAGCAGGUGGGAGGGCAACGGAUAAGAGUUCUACAGGGGGAUGAUUGUGGUGAUGUUGGGGAUGGUGGUGAUGGCGGUGAUGCUGCAGGCGGUGAUGCUGCAGGCGGUAAUGUUUCUGCUGCACGAGUGAUGCGUGAGGUGAAGGGGGAGGCAGGAGCUGAAUCGAGCAUCAAGGCAGAUGUGGGAGUGGGGGAGGUGGCGGUGACGAGUGGAGGUGGGGAGUCUGGGCUUUGGACCGAUUUACUCAAGAAAGGGCUGACUCGGCUGUUGGAAGCCCAGAACGCCCCCAGUGAUGAUGACGAUGAUGACUAUGAUCAGGAUCGUGAUCGUGAUGUGGUGCAGAAAGAGGAGGAGGGCGGAAAGGAUGAGGAGACGGAGGAGAUUGGGGAGACGGGGGAGAGAGGAGAGAUGGUUGGGAGGAAAGGAGGGGGGGGAGAGAGAGCAGGGGGCGUGUUGGAUCUGCCGAGUAAAGGCAAGGGGAGGGAGAGCGGGGAGGAGGGAUUGGAAGGGGAGGGGGAAGCUGCUGGAAAGGCGAGUGAGGAGGAGGAGGAGGUGGAGGUGGAGGAGAUUGUGAGGGUCAAGCCGGGUCGGAUGGGGAUGGGAAUGGGGAUGGGGAUGGGGAUGGGAAUGGGGAUGGGGAUGGGGACGGGGAUGGGGGGGGUGGAUGAAGCCGCAGCAGGGAGAGGGGCAGAUGGGCAAGGAGCGAGUUUCCUGCCGCCAGGGGUGCAAGCUGCUGCUGCAGCAGCAGGAGGGGGGGGAUCGGAUUCAGAUAGCCUAAGCAAGUUCUUUUCCGCCUCGGACCCCAUAUUCGUUUGUAAGAACCUCACUAUAGUCGACUGCAACGACAGCGCCGCCCGGAUCCUCCGCGUCGCCCAGAACGAGCGCAGCACCCGCAUCUUCGGCCAAUCACCCGUCGUCUUCUCGCCCCCAGUGCAACCCGAGGGGAUUCUUUCGGCAGUAGCAAGCGAGCAGCGCUGGUUAGACAUCGCCACGAGCAACGGCCGCCCGUUCCGGUUCCCCUGGGUGCACAUGUCAAUCGACGGUCAGAUGUUUCUCGUGGAGGUGAUGGCGAUGGUGCUAGUGGACGGCCCAGAUACGUUCCACAUCACCAUGUGGAAACAAUACCUCAACUCCUCGUCUCUUACCCGCGAGCUGAGGCUCGCCGCCCGCGCGAAACGGGCAGCCGAGAGGUCGCGAGUUCAAUUCCUGGCGAACAUGAGUCAUGAGCUGAGGACGCCGAUUAACGGCGUGCUGGGGUAUGCACAGCUGAUGAUGCAGACCCAAUUGGAUCCGGAGCAACAGUCUUACCUGCAGAGCAUCUACGAGUCGGGAGAAGUGCUGCUGGGAACGGUCUCUCAGGUGUUGGAGAUGAGUCAAUUGCAGAAGCGAGAGGUGGUGCCAAGGCGGGUACGGUUUGAUCUGCACAGGGCCAUUGGGGAGGCGGCUGGCAGCAUGCGACCUCUGGCGCACAGGAAAGGGCUGCAGGUGGGUGCUGCUGGGUGCAGGCUGGGUAAAAGGGAGGUGUUGCCAAGGCUGGGUAAAAGGGAGGUGUUGCCAAGGCUGGGUAAAAGGGAGGUGGUGCCAAGGCUGGGUAAAAGGGAGGUGUUGCCAAGGCUGGGUAAAAGGGAGGUGUUGCCAAGGCUGGGUAAAAGGGAGGUGUUGCCAAGGCUGGGUAAAAGGGAGGUGUUGCCAAGGCUGGGUAAAAGGGAGGUGUUGCCAAGGCUGGGUAAAAGGGAGGUGUUGCCAAGGCUGGGUAAAAGGGAGGUGUUGCCAAGGCUGGGUAAAAGGGAGGUGUUGCCAAGGCUGGGUAAAAGGGAGGUGUUGCCAAGGCUGGGUAAAAGGGAGGUGUUGCCAAGGCUGGGUAAAAGGGAGGUGUUGCCAAGGCUGGGUAAAAGGGAGGUGUUGCCAAGGCUGGGUAAAAGGGAGGUGGUGCCAAGGCUGGGUAAAAGGGAGGUGUUGCCAAGGCUGGGUAAAAGGGAGGUGGUGCCAAGGCUGGGUAAAAGGGAGGUGUUGCCAAGGCUGGGUAAAAGGGAGGUGUUGCCAAGGCUGGGUAAAAGGGAGGUGUUGCCAAGGCUGGGUAAAAGGGAGGUGUUGCCAAGGCUGGGUAAAAGGGAGGUGUUGCCAAGGCUGGGUAAAAGGGAGGUGGUGCCAAGGCUGGGUAAAAGGGAGGUGUUGCCAAGGCUGGGUAAAAGGGAGGUGUUGCCAAGGCUGGGUAAAAGGGAGGUGUUGCCAAGGCUGGGUAAAAGGGAGGUGUUGCCAAGGCUGGGUAAACGGGAGGUGUUGCCAAGGCUGGUGCGGUUUGAUCUGCACAGGGCCAUUGGGGAGGCGACUGGGAGCAUGCGGCCUCUGGCGCACAGGAAGGGGUUGCAGGUGGGUGCUGAUGGGUGCUGCUCAGUGCUGGUGGGUGCAGGUUCGGAUCAGCAUGGACAGGGCAGUGCCGCACGCAGUCCUGGGGGACCCAUCCAUGCUGCGCCAGCUGCUGCUGCACCUGCUCCCCUCCUUGUAAUGCAAAUGUUCGGGAUAAGCAUGGACAGGGCAGUACCCCACGCAGUGCUGGGGGAUCCAUCCAUGCUCUAUGUUGCCAUCCGCCCCAUGCCUCUUCUCCCGUGCACCCCCCUCUCGCUUCCUCCCUCUUCCCCCGUACAUCCUCCCCCAUCCCAGUUCGGGAUCAGCAUGGACAGGGCGGUGCCGCACGCAGUCCUGGGGGACCCAUCCAUGCUGCGCCAGCUGCUCCUUGCAUGUCCCUGUCCUCGCUUUCCUCAUCCAUCCCUUCGCCAUCCCCCCCUUUUCCCCUCCCAGUUCGGGAUCAGCAUGGACAGGGCAGUGCCCCACGCAGUGCUGGGGGACCCAUCCAUGCUGCGCCAGCUGCUGCUGCACCUGCUCUCCAACGCCCUCAAGUUCACCCACCAAGGCACCGUGCAGCUCACCGUUCGCGUGCUGGCCCCUCCUGGCGCUGCUGCUGCUGCUGCUGGUGCCGCUGGUGCUGCUGGUACUGCUGGUUCUGGUGGGGGAGCGGGGGCGGGAGGGAAGCAGAGGGGUGUGGGUCGGCGGGUGUCUCAGGUUAUGGGCAAGGCAGGGGACGCGUUGCAAGGGGGGCUAGCGGGGCGAGAGCAGCAAGAGCAGGAGAAGCAGCAGGUAGGGCAGGUGCAAGGGGAUAUGGAGUGCCAUUCAACUGCGGACACUCGGGUUCUGUGGGGGAGUAGUGAAGAGGGAACAAGUAGGAGGGAGGGAGGGGCUGUUGAGGCAUGUGAAACUAUGAUGACUGCUUCAGAAGGCGAGUUGCUGCCGGUUGCUGCAGAGAGGAAGAGAAAAGAGAGGGAGAGGGAAGUGAGGGAGAGGGAAGAGAGGGAGAGGGAGGAGAAGGAGCGGGCGGAAAAGGAGGGGAAAGCGCGGGAGGGGGAAGCAAAUGAGGGAGAAGAGGCAGAGAAAGACGGACCCGGGACAGAGUUCAAAGAAUCAAAUCAGAUCACAAGGCUUUCUUUCGAGGUGGUGGAUACAGGAGUGGGAGUGCCGCCCAACAUGCUCCAUCAAAUCUUCAAGCCCUUCGUGCAAGUGGACGACUCCGCCGCCCGGGAGUAUCAGGGCCUUGGGCUGGGAUUGGCUAUUGCGCAAUCGCUUGUGCGGCUUCUGGGCGGCGAGGGGAUACAUAUUGAGAGUGAACCGGAUAAGGGGUCUUGUUUCGCGUUUACCCUUCCUUUUGAGGUGUGGAAAGGGGAGGCGAGGGGUGGAAGGGAGAAGAGGAGGAGAAGGGAGGGUGAGAUUGUGGGAGGGGAGAGAGGGGAGGUGGAGGGAGAGGGAGGAUCGGGGAGAGAGGUUCUCGAAGGGGGGUUCGGGGAUAGAGGCCGAGGGAGGGGCAAGCGAGCAAGGAUAGCUGAGGAGAGAUUAGAUGUGGUGAGGAUGGGUGGGGAGAGGCUCCAGUCGUUUGAGGCUGAUACGGGGGAGAUUGGUAGGUUAGUAGCAGAGGGGGGUGAGCGUGGGGAGAGCAGUAGGGCAGGGGAAGAGGGAGAGGACGCGAGGAAGGGAGUUGCAGGGAGUGUGAAGCGGAAGCGAAGAGAGGAGGGUGGUGAUGAUGAGAUGGGGAUAAGACAGGAGCGUCAGGGGGAGGAGGUGGGUGGAGGAAUGUGGGGAGAGGUGCAGGGGGGGCGGUGGGGGGAGGAGCAGGGAGGGGAGUGGGGAGAAGAGGGAAGUGAUGAGAUGGAGGAGGAGAGAGGGAAGAACAGAGGGGAGGGGAGGGGGGAGAGUAGCGAUGUGUUGGCACGGAGAGAGGAGGCGAGGAGAAGGAAAUGGAGGGUGCAACACGACAGGGGUUUCUUCAGCGGGGCAAGGCGUGCCAAUAAGGGCCGUUUCGAAGAGCCUCAGAAGCAAGACCAGGGGUUUUCCAGUGGGGCUGGGCCGAGAGGGGAAGGGCGCUUUGCUGAAUCGAAUCCCUUGGGUGCCGCGUUGAUCCGAACCACCAGCCCUAUCAGUGCUGCUCUGCUCCGGUCCGACAUUCCUCUAGGCGCUCCUAUGGGCACGUCUAUAUGUGCUCCUAUGGAUGGUCCUGAGGGUGCUUCCUUGGGCGCUUCUCUGGGUGCUUCCCUGGGCGGUUCUCUGCGGGAUUUCGCCAGUGAGCCGCUCUCACGUGACCCUGCAGUGCAAGCCCAGGGGGAUGAUCCUGCACCUGUGAGUGCUGAUGCCUCUGAGGGGGACCGUACACCAGAGGGGUGUGAGGCUGCCGUUGAGAUGCUGCCCAUGCGUCGGCCAGGCUCGGGCGCGCUUGUGGAGCCUUCACAGCCGGUGAUGCCACAUCAACCUGGCUUGGGUGAGAACUGUCAGAGAACAUUCGUCUCUUCUCCUGCCAGCCUGGCAGCAGAUGGGGCCACUGCAGCUACAGCUGCGGCUGUAGCGGGUGCGUCCUCUCUCAGGGGUUCCCAAGGAGCAAAUGCAGCCACCAAAGGAAGAGCAGCUGUUGCAGUGGGAGCAGCAGCUGUGUUAACAGAAACCCAUAAUACACCUCAAGCAGCGGGUGCUGGGCGACUUGGCGUGGUGGUAGGCAGCAGCGAGGCAGUGAAUCGCAGUGUAUUACAGCCAGUGGCAGCGGCGGCAACAGCACCAACAGCAGCCGCCGUAGCAGGUGUAGCAGCUGUAGCACGCGGCAAUAAGGCAGGGCCGGCAGGCACGGCGGGUGCAGGCAAGACAGGCACGGGGCUCAAGUGCCUUGUGGUGGAUGACAAUGCAGUCAACCGCAGUGUUUUGCAGCGGCUGCUGCGGUCGCUCGGAGCAGAGCAGUUGGUGCUGGCCCGGAACGGCGCAGAGGCUGUCGCGGUGUGUGAGAAGGAUGGAGAGGGGUUGGAUGUGGUGUUUAUGGAUCUUCAUAUGCCGGUGAUGGAUGGGUUUGAGGCGUCGGCACGGAUUCUCGGGCUUUGGAGGAGUCGGCUCACGAAUUCCAUAGUGCAAUCAGGAAAGCAUCAAACCUAG